GUCACUUUGACAAGUUCAGUGUUCUUAAACCUUUUUAAUGAUUGUGCUGUGAUUGUUGUGUUCCCUUUUAAAGAAAAAAAAGUCUUUUCUACCUUGCCGUUAAGGCAAUUUUUCAAAUAAAAUUAAAGGUGUAUAAAAAAAUGCAAGGGGUUGCUAAGAAAACUACGAAAAUGUCGAAAUGAUCAUCUUUGUUUAAAUUGGAUUUUUUUCUUUGCCGUGGGAGAAGAGUUUUUGGUUUUGAUUUGUUUUGUUCUAAAUGGUAUGGCUGUAAAUUUACCAAAUAUGCCUGUAAGAAAAUAUAGACGCGAAACGAGCGAAGUAAGCGGUUGCUUAAAGUAUAUGAUUUUUGGUUUUAACGUUUUGUUUUGGUUAUUGGGAUUGGGGAUUUUAACUGUUGGAGUUUGGGCAUGGAGCGAAAAAGACACAUUCAAUAAUCUAUCAAAAAUUGCAAAUGUAGCAUUAGAUCCCGCGUUUAUAUUGAUUUGUAUAGGAACUGUUACUUUUGUGAUUGGUUUUACGGGUUGCGUGGGAGCAUUAAGAGAAAACACCUGUUUAUUAGCAACAUAUGCCAUUUUUCUAUCGGUCUUGUUGUUAUUUGAAAUGACCGCUGGAAUAUUAGGAUUUAUUUUUAAAGAUUGGAUUAAAUCUCAAGCAACAAUAGGAUUUCAAACGUUUAUUAUACAUUAUAGGGAAGAUCCUGAUCAACAAAAUUUAAUCGAUUGGAUUCAAGAAGAUUGGUUGCAAUGUUGCGGUAUUGAAGGACCCAAAGAUUGGGACAGAAACAAUUAUUUUAAUUGUUCUUCAAAGGCUGUGGGAAGUAGUGAGGCUUGCGGCGUUCCAUUUUCUUGUUGUAAACGCAAACCAAAUGAAAUUAUUAAGAAUAAAUUGUGUGGAUACGACGUGAGAAAACCCGGUUUUCGGGGUGAAAGACACAUUUUUGAGCGCGGCUGUCUUAGAGCUGGUGAGGAGUGGAUCGAAAGUAAUUUGGUUCCUGUUGCUGCUGUUACUGUAGGAGUUAUGGUCUUAAAGUCUAAUGUUCCAAAUACAAUUAAUGAACAAGGUUGUUUACAAGCCAUUGAAGAAUGGACCGAAAGAAAUAUGAUUUCCUUAGCUAGUUGUGUUAUUUUUAUCUUAUUUUUUCAAAUUUUGGGUAUUUGUUUCGCCCAAAAUUUACGCGCCGACAUCUUCGCUCAAAAAGCAAAAUGGCAUUGACAAAUAAGGGGUCCCACCGCGGUUUAGUACAGUUUUUUCUGUCGUCCCGCGUGGGAGCCCUCAAAUCGACGCGACAACCACGAAAUUUAUCAACAACCGGAGCAACAACUACAAGAAGAAAUCGAUUUCGUUUAAAAAUUAGACGGUAAAUAUUAACUUAUUAAAGAACAAUUUUCAUUAAGGGUUGUAUUUGUAAAUAAUAACCAGGAAAAUAAUUUUAACUUGACUAAAUAAUGUGAAUACGAGUCCUAUUUGAUAAAAAGUAUACUGAUUUUACUGA
This is a messenger RNA of Onthophagus taurus, 1492 nucleotides long. RefSeq names its product Tetraspanin 26A (gene Tsp26A). NCBI's taxonomy places the organism in Eukaryota, Metazoa, Arthropoda, Insecta, Coleoptera, Scarabaeidae. Gene Ontology annotation, cellular component: plasma membrane. The record is from RefSeq and is a predicted model, not a curated record.